CUCUGCGAUCUAAACCAAGCCUACGAUAGCCCUGUCGAGCGCGGAGCACCGCAUCACAAACAGAAACCGGCAUCACGACCACAGUUAGCACCCGGUCCCUACCCCCUCAUGGCUUCGUUAGAGUUCUUGGCCACCGAACUUCUACUCAACAUCGUUCAAUAUGUCGAGACCCCCGAAGAAUUCACCACCGUUGACGGAUCCAAGGAACAGCCAUCGCUCAAAAACUUGUCCUCGACAUGCAGGCGGCUUCGCGCUGUAUGCUUCCCGUUCCUUUUCCGUUCGGUGAAGCUACCCCUCGAAAAAGGACACACGUGCAAGAGCAUUGAGGAAUUGCGCAGUUUCAUACUGAACAAUGCUUUGGAGAAAACGAUCGAGAGCAUAGGGCUGGCUAUGGGGUCGCAGUGGAAUGAGGGGAAGGUUGGAUUAGAGUUGAAGAAGUUUCUCUGGGAGAUUUCCGUGAAAUCCUUGUCAAUACGUCAGUACCGAACCCACCACACUCUCCGAGAGAAGUCAGCUCGGUGGCCAUACUUUCUCGCUACGCUCGAGAGGCUACGGCUCGAAGAGGUUGACGACGAUAACGAUCUCAAAAUACUGCUUUUGAAGCAGUGCCCUAUUCGCCUGCUCCAUGUAAACGAUGGCAACUUUCGCUCUCUGUAUGAGGAGGAUGAUAAAUAUUUUCUGGGCAGGGCGGAAUCUGGGCCCGGGAUUACAUCCUUCAAGCCCUCUGCAUUCCCCAACCUUACUACUGUAGUCUACCAUGCUGCCUGGCCACCAUAUAACCGCUUCGAUGGUUUCCUCGAAUUUGUCUCGAAAUUGCCUGCCAUCAAGGUACUCGAAGUGAAGCUUAUGGGGGAUGAAGAUCUUGAAUUGGAUCUUAAGAGGAAAUCCUACAAGCUCCCUCCUGAUGCCAUCCGGUUCAUAGAAGUGGUUUCGGCAUACCAAAUAUUGGCGUGGAGGGUAGGGACCAUCGACAGCUUGCAACGCCUGGUUAUUCGUGAUCACCGCAUUCCCUAUCACGGGGAGACAGACCCCCCACAGUCCUUCGCCGAAGGCCCCGUUGGCACUUACCAGAGACAGAAUGACACACGGACGCAGUGA
This is a messenger RNA of Tuber melanosporum (Perigord truffle), 1098 nucleotides long. RefSeq lists its product as uncharacterized. NCBI's taxonomy places the organism in Eukaryota, Fungi, Ascomycota, Pezizomycetes, Pezizales, Tuberaceae. Bases 109 to 1098 code for a protein of 329 amino acids. The transcript has a single exon. The record is from RefSeq and is a predicted model, not a curated record.